UAUUUUAUUGUCACGUGAAAGAAACGGAGCCUUAUCACAAAACCAACAUAAAGACCAAAAGAAUUUGUCCGGUACAAUGUUAUGGCAGUGCGUCUUUUACAUCAGUUUGAUAAAUAUAUCGCCGACACUCUCAGAUUAUCCAUUUAGGAAUGUUUCACUUUCGUGGACCGAAAGAGUGGAUGAUUUGGUCGGCAGGUUGACGUUGGAUCAAAUCAUUCAGCAACUGGCACGUGGAGGUGCAGGGAAAAAUGGAGGACCCGCCCCCGCCAUCGAGAGCCUAGGGAUCGGACCGUACCAGUGGAAUACAGAAUGCUUGAGAGGUGACGUCGAAGCGGGAAAUGCCACAUCUUUCCCCCAGGCUAUUGGGCUUGCGGCAGCCUUUAGCAAGGAUCUUAUCUACAAUGUCUCAAAAGCUGCAGCCACAGAAGUGAGAGCAAAGCACAAUGAUUUUGUAAAGCGGGGGAUCUUCUCAGACCACACGGGACUCAGCUGUUUUAGUCCUGUAAUAAACAUUAUGAGGCACCCAUUAUGGGGGAGAAAUCAAGAAACCUAUGGGGAGGAUCCGUACCUCUCAGGGAUGUAUGCUGACUACUUUGUGAGGGGACUGCAGGGUGACAAUGACAGAUACGUACAAGCUAACGCUGGAUGUAAACAUUUUGAUGCGCACGGUGGCCCGGAAGACAUCCCAGUGUCAAGAAUGAGCUUUGAUGCAAAGGUGUCAAUACGGGAUUUAAGACUGACAUUUCUCCCAGCAUUUAAAAAGUGUGUAGAAGCAGGAGCCUAUAGCCUAAUGUGUAGCUACAACAGAAUUAACGGGAUUCCAGCCUGCAGUAACGACCUCCUCCUGAUUGACAUUCUGCGAGAGGAGUGGAACUUUACGGGCUAUGUGGUCAGUGACGAGGGGGCCAUAGAGAACCAGAUUACGUACCACCACUACUACAACAACACACUGGACGCUGCGGCCGGCUCAGUGAAUGCUGGCUGUAAUCUGGAACUGUCCACAAAUCUUACAGACCCCAUCUUCUUGAGAAUUGGUGAUGCAGUUAAGAGUGGAAAAUUGGAGGAGUCUGUUGUUCGUAAUCGGGUGAAGCCAUUGUUUUACACCAGAAUGAGGCUGGGAGAGUUCGAUCCCCCCGAAAUGAACCCGUAUUCAUCUGUCAAUCUGUCAGUCAUUCAGAGCGAGGAACACAGGAAGCUUUCUCUUACAGCAGCUGCUAAAUCAAUGGUGCUGCUGAAAAGACCAUCAGAGUUUAGUAGGAAGCAUUUGAUUGGUGGAUUUCCUUCAGAAAGAAUGGCAGUUAUUGGACCAAUGGCCAACAACACGGACCAAAUGUUUGGUGACUAUUCCCCAACAACGGACUUCAGUUUCGUGAAAACCCCUCUGACGGAUCUCGGGGAGCUAAACUUUUCUAUGAACUACGCUGCAGGUUGUUUAGACGGUACUCCGUGCUUGAAUUACUCCCAGAACGACGUCAGGACGGCCCUUACAGGAGCAGAUCUGGUGGUAGUGUGUUUAGGAACAGGUAAAGAGUUGGAAAGAGAGAACGUUGACAGGAAGAAUAUGUCGUUACCAGGGAAACAGCUACAACUUCUCCAGGAUGUUGUGUCAAUGACCGACAAGACUGUGUAUCUUCUGGUGUUCUCUGCGGGGCCAUUAAACAUCAGCUGGGCGGAGGAGAGCGAGAGCGUGCUAAUCAUUAUCCAGUGUUUCUUUCCCGCCCAGGCCGCAGGAGAAGCCAUCAAAGAGGCACUGAUUAUGAAGGACGGGCGGUUUAAUCCGGCAGGGAGACUACCAUACACAUGGUACAAAUAUGCUGAACAGAUUCCCUCCAUGACGGACUACUCGAUGAACAGGAGGACCUACCGCUACUUCACGGGGGUACCCCUGUAUCCCUUUGGUUACGGACUCUCCUAUUCCACCUUCGUGUAUAGUAAGCUUUACUUCCUUACCAAGAUCCAAGCCGGGGCUCCAAAUGUUGUACAGGUCAGGUUGUUCAACAGCGGUCCUUUCGAUGGGGAUGAGGUAUUUCAAGUAUACAUAAAAUGGUUGUCGACAAAAGAGAGGAUGCCCCGUGUCCAGCUGGUGGCGUUUGAGAGGGUCUUCAUCAAAAGCCAGCAGUACGUAGACAUCAGCACUGCCAUACUUCCACAGAGCAUGGCGGUGUGGCGGGACGGCGUAGGAUUCGUCAUCGAGCAAGGAUAUAUUCAACUCUAUGCUGGUGGUCAGCAGCCGGACCAGAAAGUGACCGUUCCUUCCAAUAUCCUACAAGGGCAGUUUGAAAUCGUUGGAGAAAAGAUUAUAUCUUAAUCAAAAACACAAUGAACAGUAUUUUUACGAGUGCUUGUACAAGAGAAAUGUGUAUGUAACUAUGUCUUCCAGUCACAGUCAUGAAUGAGAAUAUAGUAUUUAGAUGUAGUAUAGGGUAUUAUUCCUUAGUUAAGAAGACUGAGCCCCCCCCCCCCCCCCACCCCCCCACCCCCACCCCCCCCCAAUUACAUUUAAAGAAAAAUUACUGUAGUUUACAUGUACUUUACUGUAAUUUACAUUUUACCUCAUUAUAAAGAAACCAGUAUGUUCAGAUAUGUACUUUUUACUUUUUAGUUCAUCCGAGUCAAAGGCUCAGUCAAGGUUUUCUGAUCAAGUUUUGUCCAGUGUCUUUUUUGUCUGGCAUAAAUGCUUCACACUUUCAUCUUCUUAAGAACUGAAUAUCAGUCUCGACCAAACUUGCCACAAGGCAUCUGGUAAAGGACGUUCGGAUUUAAGGUCAUGUCCCACUCCCCGGGGAAAUAGUUCUCUCCUCUUGAGAACCACUGAACCCAUCGAAACUUGUUUCAUUGAAACCUUCCUUACUUUAUGAAGAUUUAUGUUUGUUCAAAGUAUGAGCCCCCGGGCAGCCUAGGGCUAGAGUGAGGCACAAUGCCAUGGGACUAAUAUUCAAGCAAUCCUGCCCCCGGGCAGCCCAGGGCUAGAAUGGGGCACAAUGGGACUAAUAUUCAAGCAGCCUGAUGUAGUUUAUAGUUUGUUCACAACAUGAUAUUCGGAAUCUGGAUGGAGUCACAGGAGAGGUUCAAAGAAUAUAAGAACAUUCUUGCCCACAAUCACAUACUUAACGCAGUUUCAUUGACUGAAUGAACAGUAAUUUGUUUUUACUGUGUUUUGUCGAUGAUAAAGAAGCAUGCAUUAAUGGUUGUACAUUCAUGUACAUGAAUUACUGAAACAAAAAACAAAAAAUCUAAAUAAUUUUCGAAUAUUUAAAAUUGUAAUUUAAAAAAGAAAUGGAUUUUAGGAUUAUAAACCUUUCGAAAAGAGAAUAUUUUACCCCUUAUUCAUCGGAAUUUUUUACUUGUUUUUAUUCUUGAUUCGAUAGUCAUAGAAUAUCAGCUUUUAUAAGAACUAUCUGUGGUAAGCUAAAAUGAUAUAUAACAAUGGGAAAGAUGGUAAAGUCCAAAUGCUGUGGGUAAAAGGGCUACAUCAUCAUACAGCGGCAGAAGUCUGUUUAGAUUUAAGUGCUCAGGUGAGCAAUGUGGCCCAAUUGUCCUCUACUUAGCCAUGUACACAUUCCAGUCAAUCUUAUAGUGCCAUUUCAUUUUGUGCAAUGACUUUAUGAGGAUCUCAUUUUGAUGUGGAGACAUUAUGAAUUUAUCCAUGUAUUUAGUAUAUGUGUCGUGCGUGUGUUUGUGUAGUGCAACACUAAGAGUUAACUAUAGAUUUAUGAAUGGUGGAGAAAUUAUUCUUUUUUAAUGGGAAUAUAUAGAUGUAAAGUAUAAGGAGUGGUUCUGUUGAUGGUCGUUCCACAUGCAGAUUUAUAGCAAAUGUUACAGCAAACAUGCUUAUAAUAAUUCACACUUACAGCAAAGUGAUUUUCAUUCCCUGUGGUUAUAAAAACAUACAUACUGAAUAUAAUGAAUUACAUUUAUAAAAAAAAAAAACUGUUUGUCCCCAGCAAUACAUGUAUCAACACUUCGCCACGAGUUACGUCCCUUUACGGGGUCAGCCAAAGGUCAAUCAGUGAAAAACCAAGUUUUCCUUCUUUACCUUACCAAAUGUAAGAUGUUAUUACUUUGAAUUUUAGCCAAUUACCAAGUUUUCAUACAAGUUAAUGGGUUGCCCCAAUCUGUGGCAUAUUGUAGUUAACUGCAAUUGAUGGAAAAAUAACAGAUGUCAAAGCUACAGAUAGGAAAAUUACAAAGGCCAACGUAGGGAAAUACGAUUUUUAUCCGGGAGAUGGCGGACAAGGGACGUAACUUUCGCGAAGUGUUGAUACGUGUAUUGGUUGUAUGUUUCAAAGAUUCACAAGAUAAAAUACAUUUGUAAUUACUAUGAUUAUUUUUAUUAUAUAUAGAAAAUUUUUAUUUUACAUCUGUGCUGCUUAUACCUGAUUUGUCUUGUAUAGACAAAGGUUCUUAAAUAAAAAAAAAACCCACGUUGAUUAUAAUGUUACAGUGUGAACACCGAGAUUGGUUGACCUCUGUUGUUUUUGUGUGCGAUUGUUUUGUAUUGUAAUCAGUGAUACGAUUGGUUGACCUCUGUUGUGUUUGUGUGUGAUUGUUUUGUAUUGUAAUCAGUGAUACGAUUGGUUGACCUCUGUUGUUUUUGUGUGUGACUGUUUUGUAUUGUAAUCAGUGAUACGAUUGGUUGACCUCUGUUGUUUUUGUGUGUGAUUGUUUUGUAUUGUAAUCAGUGAUACGAUUGGUUGACCUCUGUUGUUUUUGUGUGUGAUUGUUUUGUAUUGUAAUCAGUGAUACGAUUGGUUGACCUCUGUUGUUUUUGUGUGUGAUUGUUUUGUAUUGUAAUCAGUGAUACGAUUGGUUGACCUCUGUUGUGUUUGUGUGUGAUUGUUUUGUAUUGUAAUCAGUGAUACGAUUGGUUGACCUCUGUUGUUUUUGUGUGCGAUUGUUUUGUAUUGUAAUCAGUGAUACGAUUGGUUGACCUCUGUUGUUUUUGUGUGUGAUUGUUUUGUAUUGUAAUCAGUGAUACGAUUGGUUGACCUCUGUUGUUUUUGUGUGUGAUUGUUUUGUAUUGUAAUCAGUGAUACGAUUGGUUGACCUCUGUUGUGUUUGUGUGCGAUUGUUUUGUAUUGUAAUCAGUGAUACGAUUGGUUGACCUCUGUUGUUUUUGUGUGUGAUUGUUUUGUAUUGUAAUCAGUGAUACGAUUGGUUGACCUCUGUUGUAUUGUAUAUCAGUGAUACACAUGAAUGUAUGCAUCAUUUUUGACUAUUUAAAAGUUUAAUAUGACAACGAAAAUACAUUUUAACACAAUAUUGUGAUGGAUGGAGUAUUUCCGUAAGGACUGCUGAGAAUAAGAAUAAAUAAAUAAAUUAAUUAAG
Ostrea edulis (European flat oyster) is the source of this 5328-nucleotide messenger RNA. RefSeq lists its product as uncharacterized. The coding region runs from base 77 to 2308 and encodes 743 amino acids. The transcript has 12 exons. Gene Ontology annotation, biological process: xylan catabolic process; arabinan catabolic process. The record is from RefSeq and is a predicted model, not a curated record. Gene Ontology annotation, cellular component: plant-type cell wall. Gene Ontology annotation, molecular function: xylan 1,4-beta-xylosidase activity; alpha-L-arabinofuranosidase activity. Lineage: Eukaryota; Metazoa; Mollusca; Bivalvia; Ostreida; Ostreidae.